AACGAAAACAGGAUUUGUUAUCGAUAUAUUUCUGUAUCUUUAAGUUUUGUUAUCUCGCAUAAAAAUAAUAUAUAUAUUCUACAACUACCUUAAAGGACAAUAGUUUUGAAGGGAGAGUUAUUCGAUCAUCCACAAUGAUUAUGCUAAAUAUUAUGGCCUUGAUGGCCGUUAUGGUAGGAAACGUAUUUUGUGACUGCUACGGAGAGGGCAGUGGUAUCCAUCAUAUUAUCAAUUGCACAGGGACGUUUUAUGGAGGUGGUGGUGGCAUGUACUAUUUCACCAAUGGACCCAAAAGAUUUAUUGCGGGUGGUGGUGGCUCCUACUAUGGAGAUGCUGGUGCGGAUGAAUUUAUUGCUGGAGAAUCAGGUGAUUAUCAUUUUGGUGCUGUCAGAUCAAAUCAUCUCAGAGGAAAAGGAGUUGUACAAGGAGGUUCUGGAGGUGUUUACUAUUUACCUCAUGGGUAUGGAACGGUGUAUAAGGCUACUGGUGGCGUUUAUUAUGGAGAUUCUGGCGGAAGAGGAAUGAGUGAAAGUAAUGGGGGUACUUUCAUUGUUCGAGCUUCUGAUAAAGAGGAUAGUUAAGAUCUAGUUUAUGAAAUUCAUUAUUUCUUCGAUAUUAUAGGAGAAAAAUAUUUAAAUAUAAUAUUCCUUGUGCUCA
Molecule: messenger RNA, 657 nt
Organism: Coccinella septempunctata (seven-spotted ladybird)
Lineage: Eukaryota; Metazoa; Arthropoda; Insecta; Coleoptera; Coccinellidae
Product: keratin, type I cytoskeletal 9-like
Exons: 2
Coding region: 135-581 (148 amino acids)
Source: RefSeq, a predicted model, not a curated record